AUGUAGGGGAGGGGAGCGGCUCCGGUGCAGAGUCCCUUCCCACACGACCCCUGCCCGCCAUCAACCCCUUCCCCUUCCACCUCAGCCUUUCAGCCUCUUCUGUACUGGGUCGCGCCCUCUGCCAUCCCUGCCCAUCUCCCCCCGUUCCCUCUGGGCUAAAGAGACACACACCCUUUAUGCCUGUGCAAGGGAGAGGAGCCUGGAACGGGGGUGCAGGAGAGGUUGGGCAGUGCAGGGCGGUGUCUCCGUAGACCCAGCGUGAGGGGCGGCCUGGGGAGGAGAAUUGCAGCUCUUGGCAGAGUGAGCCAAGUACUUCCACCGGGAUGAAAAACCCAGGGCUCCAAAGGGCUAGAAGGACCCACAGUGACCACUUCAGGCUCCUACGAGGUAUCAGAGGGUUGUGAGAGGAAGAAAGGCCAACGCUGGGGGUCCCUGGAACGGCGGGGGAUGCAAGCUAUGGAGGGGGAAGUGUUACUCCCAGCUCUCUACGAGGAGGAAGAGGAGGAGGAAGAAGAGGAAGAAGAGGUGGAAGAAGAGGAUGAUCAAGUGCAGAAAGGUGGCAGCGUGGGCUCCCUGUCGGUUGGCAAGCACCGGGGCCUGAGCCUCACGGAGACAGAGCUGGAGGAGCUGAGGGCUCAGGUGCUGCAGCUGGUGGCAGAGCUGGAGGAGACCCGGGAACUGGCAGGGCAGCAUGAGGACGACUCGCUGGAGCUGCAGGGGCUCCUGGAGGAUGAGCGGCUGGCCAGCGCCCAGCAGGCAGAGGUGUUCACCAAGCAGAUUCAGCAGCUCCAAGGUGAGCUGCGGUCUCUACGGGAGGAGAUUUCCCUGUUAGAGCAUGAAAAAGAAAGUGAACUUCAGGAAAUAGAACAGGAGUUGCAUUUGGCCCAGGCUGAGAUCCAGAAUCUGCGGCAAGCAGCGGAGGACUCUGCGACUGAACAUGAGAGUGACAUAGCCUCCCUGCAGGAGGAUCUCUGCCGGAUGCAGAAUGAACUCGAGGACAUGGAGCGCAUCCGAGGAGAGUAUGAGAUGGAGAUCACCUCCCUCCGUGCAGAAAUAGAAAUGAAGAACUCUGACGUAUCCAAUAGUUUAAGUCUCUCAGAUUUCUCUGAGAUGCAAGAAGAGUUGCAGCAACUGCGGGACCGCUACCGCUUCCUGAACGAGGAGUACCAGGUCCUCCAAGAGAACAACAGUAGCCUCACAGGACAGCUUGCGGAUCUGGAGAGUGAGAGGACACUAAGAGCAACAGAAAGAUGCCUGGAGUCCCAAGCACUAGGGAGUAUGAAGUCAGCAGAGUCUCAGACUUCAAAAGAGGAUUUCCUGGAGCCUGAUCCUGAAAUGCAUUUGUUGCGACAGCAGCUGCUGGGAGCUGAGGAGCAGAUGCAUGACAUGCAGAACAAGUGUAAGAAAUUGAGUUGUGAGUUGCAAGAGCUACAGCACCAUCGCCGGACCAGUGAGGAGGAGCAGAGGCGGCUGCAGAGGGAGCUCAAGUGUGCACAGGAUGAGGUGCUUCGGUUUCAGACUUCCCACAGUGUCACUCAGGGCGAGGAGCUGAGGACCAGACUCUGUGCCCUGCAGCAAAAGUAUGAUGCUAGCCAGGAUGAGCAGAAUGAGCUCUUGAAGGUACAGCUACAACUUGAGGCUGAGCUCCAGCAGCUCAAAGAUAUGAAACCCACAGUCGUAGAAAGCCAGAGUGAGAAGGAGUUACAGUGCCAGCUACAGAAGCUGCAGCUGCAGUACCAGAGCAUCAUGUGUGAGAAGGACGAGCUGCUGGCCGUGCAGCGGCAGCUGCAAGACAGCCUGCGCUGCCACGAGGCAGAGGUGCAGCACCUCAAGGGCAUCGUGGCCUCCUUCCAAGAGAGCAGAGAGAAGAAUGCAGAGAUGCACGCCCAGCUGCAGGAGAUGAAGCGGCUGUACCAGACCAGCAAGGAUGCGCUGGAGCGGCAAAAGCACAUGUAUGAUCAGCUCGAGCAGGACUUCUUGCUCUGCCGGCAGGAGCUGCAGCAGCUCAAGACCACCCAGUCCAUCCCAGAGGACAAGGGAAAGUGUGCUGAUAAGUGUGACGCACUGCUCUUCAGACUGACAGAAUUGCAGGAGAGGUACAAGGCCAGCCAGAAGGAUAUGGCGCAGCUGCAGAUGGAGCAGUGCAAGCUCCUGGAGAGGCAGAGGAGGAUGCAGGAGGCGCAGGGCCAGCUGCACGAAGAGCUGCACAGGCUCACGUUCCCGCUCCCCAGAUCUGGUCUCUUCCACAAGAGUCAGGAGCUCCUUACAAAGUUACAAGACCUGGGUGAACUACAGAUGGUCUACCAAGGCAUGCAGGAGAAGCAGAAAAAACUGAUACAGAAUCAAGAAAGUGUAUUAAAAGAACAAUUAGAACUGCACGGAGCGCUGCAACGUUUCAAGGAGUCUGAUUUCCGGGAAGUGUUGGAUAAUCCAAAGGACUCCAAAUGGCCUAAGUCCUCAAAAUGUGGUCAUAACAAGUCAAAGGUGAUCAUCGCCCAGAUGCAGUCUCUGCAGGAGCUGUACGAGGCCAGUGAGGCUGAGCAGGAGCUGCGGCAGCAGGAGCAGGAGCGGCUUCUAGAGGAGCGGAAGAGGCUGCAGGCCGACCUGCAGCUCUGCCUGGAAGAAAUGCACAUGCUCCAAGUCCAGUCCCCUUCUGUGAAAAUGAGCCUUGAGUCCUACAAGAAGAGUUAUGGGACCACGGCCACCAGCAACGAGAACUGUCGCAGAGAUUGUAACAUUGAUGACAACGAGAGCUGUCACGAGAGUUACAACAGCAGCCAGGCCAGCGAAGAGAGCGUCCUCCAGAGCUAUGACAGGAGCACCAGUACUGGGGAGUCCUGUGGGAGGAGUUACCGCAGCAGCAGCAGCAGCAUUGCCUAUAAGAGGAGUUACGGCACCAGUAGGAGCUCUGACACCUGUCACAAGAGUUACGUCAGCAGCAGCAUGGACGACGAACUUGCCGAUCCUGAAGAUAUGGAGCGCUUUGAGGACACGGUUGCCAAGGUGUUGAUCAAGCUGCAGGGAGUGCAGGCCAUGUACCAGCUCAGCCAGGAGGAGCACGACCUGCUGCGGCAGCAGAUGAGAAACCUGCUAGACAAGCAGAAAGGGCCGAAGGAAGAGCUGGAUGCCUGCGAGAAGGAAUUCAAGGAGCGCGUGGAACGCUUGGAGAAGACUGUUGCCUCCCAAAAUGAGGAGCACGAGAUCAAAGAACUGCAGGCCAAGCUGCGGGAGCUGCAGCUACAGUACCAGGCUAGCGUGGAUGAGCGGGGGCGGCUCCUGGCCAUGCAGGAGCAGUUGGAGGGGCAGCUGCAGUGCUGCCAGGAAGAGCUUCACCAGCUCAAAGAGAAGAGGUCCUCUGUUACCAAAGAAACCAAGGGAACGAAUGGCAAUAAGAACAUGAAUAAGAAUGCCAAUGGGGUUAAAAGUAAAAAGGUGGCCAAGCCAAGCCUGGAGAGUUCUGAGGUCAGCUGUGAGACCAGAAAGAGUCUGGAGGUGGUGCUGUACUACAAGGCCAGCCACGUGGCCUUGGACGAUCAAACGAAAGAGGAAAUAGAAGAGGAAACGAAGGAGGCAAUUGAGGACGAAACGGAGGCAAUUGAGGACGAAACAAAGGAGUCCUGGGAUGAACUAGUUUCUGAGCCAUCAGGUCCUAGAGAGGUUAAAUUCAAAGAAGACCAGGAGGAGAGAUAUGAAGAGUUCCACAGCCAGGAGGAUAAGGAAGAAGGCAACGACCAAGGGGAGGAGGAUGAUGAAGCUUCAGAGGGAAGCAACCCCCUCAAGCCUUCUGAGAGCAAAAAGAACAUGUUUGGGAUGUGGAAGCCUAUGGUGUUCUUGGCCCUUGCAGCUGUGGCUCUGUAUGUGUUACCCAACAUGCGACCGCAGGAGACAGAGUCCUACCUCGUGGAGUGACGGCAGGCCUGGGCCAGCCGAGGAGGCAGAUCCGCAGUGGCCACUACCCUCAGCUUUGGGCAGGACACACUGUGCCAGAGCCCCCACCCCACCCGUGUGUUCCAUGUGUCCCCAUCUCCUUAGCCUCAGCCACUCAGGCCGGAAAGGCUUGUUGUGGGGAACUGCUGGCUCCCAUCUCCUGCCUCGUGUAAGAACCUGGGUUCCUUGUAAUUAAACAUCAGCUGAAUCACA
Molecule: messenger RNA, 4140 nt
Organism: Globicephala melas (long-finned pilot whale)
Lineage: Eukaryota; Metazoa; Chordata; Mammalia; Artiodactyla; Delphinidae
Gene: CCDC136
Product: coiled-coil domain containing 136
Biological process (GO): single fertilization; acrosome assembly
Cellular component (GO): acrosomal membrane
Source: RefSeq, a predicted model, not a curated record